Molecule: messenger RNA, 12109 nt
Organism: Oreochromis niloticus (Nile tilapia)
Lineage: Eukaryota; Metazoa; Chordata; Actinopteri; Cichliformes; Cichlidae
Product: leucine-rich repeat-containing protein 24
Exons: 4
Coding region: 9205-11268 (687 amino acids)
Molecular function (GO): protein binding
Source: RefSeq, a predicted model, not a curated record
UCUUUUCUCUUUUUUUGGCGGGGGGUGGCACAGUGCGCCUGGGAUAGUGACCAUGAGGUAUCUCACACUGCUGGUUCUUAGCGACCCCGUUUGACGUUUGAUUUAAAUCCAGACUGGUUGAUUUUGGUUUUUUUCCUUUUCUGUGUUGAAGUAACAGAAAACUGUGCAUCCCGCUCACGCAGAUACCAGAAGGGGAGUGAAACAAAAGAGGUGGCUUGUUCUGGGAAGUGUUAUUAUUAUCAUCUCAUAGUUGAAGCUGGAGGAGAACACUGUUUUUAUUCCUUUUGGGGGGUUUCUUUUGUUGUUGUUGUUGUUGUUUUGUUUUUUUCCCGUGUCUGUGAGUACGUGUUACUUGAACUUAUAGGUGACAUAUAAUCGUUCCUAGAAUAUAUUAAUUGAAGUUUUUAAGUGGAAACAAUAAGACCCUUUCGUUUCUGUGUAGUAUUAAUACUACAGUAUUUCCUCCUGAAUCUCGUGUUAACAUUUAAAGUCCUCACAUGGAAAGUCUGUCUAACUGUGUGUAUGAUAAAUCACUUCUUAUUGCCGUGUAUGCUUGUGUAGUUUAAAUCAAUCUGCUGCAGCUGCUCUCUUCUCCUUACAUGAUGCCAGAUAUUUGUUUGUUUGUCUUUUUUGUUACAAUGAUUGUACAUGAGACAGACAAAAAAUGUAAAUACCUCCCGGUAUACAACACAUAUAACACACAUAUUGAGUAAGAAUACUGCAAAUGCAAUUCCGUAUUGACACAAGCAUCACUCAAAACUCACCUUUGUAUACAUGACUGCUAUAACAGGGUUAUUGCAUUGCACAGCAUUAUACUUUGUAGGUGUACCUAAUAAAUGGGCCAGUGAGUGCACAUAAAUAAAUAAUGACCUAUACAGCUCAACAACAGCACAAAAGGCAGCCGCCAUGAAACAGAAUCAACACCUGUCAAAGAGAAAAGAAAUGAAAAAACUUGAGGAAUGAUCAGCAUCACAUAUUCUGGGUUCUGCUGCAGAACGGUUGUAUCUGACUGCACUGGGUCUGGUGGAUAAACUGGGUCAUCACUGUUUGACCAGCUGUCAAAGGUUCUUGCUGUUUGUCUUGACACAGAACUCCAGGCGUGAUUAAUUAGCAAUCAGGUCACUGCAGUGAUUUGGAACCUUGUACUUUGUGUCAUCAUGUGGCAGCACUACAAUGCUUAAACAGCUCUCUUAGACUGUAGAAUACCUUUCAGACAACUUACACUAAUGUCACUGCAGACAGAGCCGCAGCAUAUCCAGAUUAUCUGACGAGCUGCUGCUGCUAUUGGAGAUAUUUUAAAGUGAGGGACCAAGAGUAAUAUAUGAUUAGCAUGCAGUAGCGUAGCCCUACAGGAAGACCACCCUGCUUUCUUAUUCGGAAUUUUAGACGUCUCUCUUCCCUAAUGUCAAGAGUUGUAAUGUGCUUGCCUCUGCUUAAUUGCUAUUCUGCACAUGAAGCGGUGUGGAGCCAAACAGCAACCCCCCCCCCUCACCCUAGAUAGGACCUCGUUUGUUUAACUCCGAGGGUGGGGAAUCUGUCUUCCGUGGACAUAUCCGUACGGACAAGUUGACUUCUUACGGCUGCAGAGAUGUUUAAUUUUUCAUUGGCUACUGUCUGCCAGACAAUGAUGACUGAAAUGUCUCAUGGCUGUAAUUGUAUAGUACCCUCAGUUCUGGCCUGACUUGAUACGGGCAGAUGGCAAAGAUCAGCUGAAAUAAGAAAUUCAUGAGAAAAAAAAAAAGAAGCAGAUUCUGUUAAAGUUUCAUUAAUUCCUGCCUGUAUGCCAGACUGUACAGAUAACCACAGUAUAGGCUAGGUGUCAGAGUGCAAUUUGACACACGCCUGACAUCCAUUACUUGGAGUCAGCAGAUGCUGUCACUUCCAUGGCAACAAAGAAACAUAAUUUAUGAGGAUUCAGUGGCUCCUAGCACAGACAACCACUGCACACCCAAGUAUUACAGAAGUGCAAUAUAGACGGACGAUAAGCAAUCAUUAUCGGAGCAUUUCAUUUCAUUUCUGGACACAUACGCUUUCACACACAGUUUCAUUGCUGCUUGAGUAAUACCUGCACUUUCAACUCGACUGCUAUAAACAAUAUUUACAAUUCAGAUUCGCCCAUCCAGAACAACAGGAGGGGGGGCAGUAAUGCAGCCGCUUAAAAGAAAACAGUCGCAUAGAAAAAGAAAAUCCAUUCAAGUUAAUGCUUCUGUCGAAUCCAGGGAAAUAUAAAAAUGGAAGGGAUUGGUCUGCUUUGCAAUACAGGAUGAUCUGUCUUCCCAGCAUUCGCCUUCAAACUUGUCUGAUCUCAUUCAUCCUUAAACCUUCAAACGUGAGUGGUGUUUGUCAGUGUGACAUGUAGUACCGGGCGCAGCAGGAAAACAAGAGGUUUAAAGCCCGACUGAUGAAAACGGACCAAAAUGUAUAUAAAUAUUAAAAUAAAUCAAUCAGUCAAACUGCUUAUUUUAAUCUGGGGCAAAUUCAGCAGCCUGUCAGAUGAGACUACUGUGAGAGAAACGGCUGUGACUGAUCGCAUCCACCAACCUUGACAAUUAGAAUGGACAUUGUGCGACACAGAGAGGCUGGAGGAAAAUGUCUGUGAAAAAGGAAAAAGUUGUGAGAGAGCACAUGCGUAUGUGUGACGUUGUGUUCGAAAAGGUGACACAGCCUGCUGCCAGCAUGUUCUCUAAGUGAGUAAUUGAGUCAUGCAUACGCAAACACACAAUUGGCUCAUUUACGUUUAUUGUUCUCUCAAAAUUUGCACUUAACUAUAAUUUCUUCAGGCAGGAAGACUGACACCAUGCUCGCAGCUGUAAAGAUCAAGUUAGAGCCAAAGUUAGUUUGGCUUAUCAUAAAGACUGGAUACAAGAAACAGCUCGCUCAAAGUACCCACUCAGUUUCGGCCGCUCAGCACAUUUAGGCAUGCAGACAUGAUCAAGACGAUCUGCUGAAGUUCAAGCCAAGCAUCAGAGUGGGGAAGAGGGGUGAUUUAAGUGACCAUUAUAGUUGUGUUGUGAAAGCCACGGGGGCUGGUCUGAGUAUUUUAGAAACUGCUGGGAUUUUCCUGCACAACCAUCUCUGGGGUUUACACAGAACGGUCGAACAAAGAGAAAAUAUCCAGUGAGUAGCAAUUUGCUGGACCAAAAUGUCUUGUUGAUACCGGAGGUCAGAGGAGAAUGGCCAGACUGCUUGGAGCGGACAGGAAGGCAACAGCGACUCAAAUAACCACCUGUAACAACUAAGGUGGCAGAAGAGCAUCUCUGAAGCCACAACUUGAAGCAGAUGGGCUAGAGCAGUAGAGGAUCACUCCAGGUGCCACUCCUGUGAGCUGACAACAGGAAACUGAGGCUACUAUUCGCAUGGGGCCACUGAAAGUAAACAACAGAAGAUUGGAAAAAUGUUGCUAGAUCUGAUGAGUCUGUUUCUCAUCCAGAUGGUAGGGUCAGAACUGGGCAUAAACAAAGUGAAAGCAUGGAUCGAUCCUCCUUAUGUUAAUGAUUCAGGCUGCUGCUGCAAUACUGUUGAGCAUAUUUUCUUGGCACACUUUGAACAUUAUUUAAACACCGUAACCUACCCGAGUAUUGACCACAGUGUACCCAUCUCCUGAUGGCUGCUUCCAGCAGGAUAACACAUUGUGCCAUAAAGCUCAGAUCAUCUUAUACCGAAUGGUUUCUUGAACAUGACAAUGAGGUCAGAUGGUCUCUACAAUCCCCAGAUGUGGUGGAAGAAGAGAUUUGCAUAAUGGAUAUGCAGCUGACAAAUCUGCAGCAACUGUGUGAUGCUAUCACAUCAAUGUGGACCAAAAUCUCUGGGGAAUGUUGAAUCUGUGCCACAAAUGAUAAAGGCGGCUGUGAUGCAGUUGCUGCACUUGUCUAAUCAUUGUAGCUUAAACCAAAGCAGGUGCCGACUCCUAACCUAAAAGGUAGUCAACUCAAAGUGAAAACAAAGCUCAGCUGUUAGUGAAAAAAGAACACGAAACAUGGCGUUCAGGUUAACAGUGUGGUGAUUUUUGUCACUGACAGCCCACCUGAUUUUUUAAAAAACAAGUAUUAAGGCCGUCCAGAUAACGUUCAUCUGCUUACACACACAUAUAAUGUUGGUUAUUACAAAGUGCUGUAAUUUUGGAGCUUGUUAGAAAAUGUGUAAGAGAUUUAAACAUGAUGUUUACUGUUUGUGCAGCACUACAAGCAAGUGUCUCCACAUGAAUCUGAAGAAACUGAAAACAAUGGGCCAAAUAUUUGCUAACUGAAACUGUCUGCAUUGUAUUUGUAGUCUGAGUCUGACUUAACCAAUCAUGUUUGAGCAGGUAAUCCAUCACCAAUCCAUCAAAUAGCAAGCAUAGACCUGGAUAUACUGAUAUCCUGGCUAAAGCAGAAGAUCUGGAAAUUUGGCCCCUCCUCCCAGAGGCUAGUUAGUGAGGUUCCCAGACUGAUGUAUGUGUGUCUUUGCCUCUUAUUAUAAUCAUGUAGUCUGUUAGUAAGUGGGCAGCAGUUUCAUGCUCUAUAUUCUUUUAUAAAAGGUUCUUGGUUAGUGAAAAUGAAAUGCUUUUGCUUUGCAUUAAAUCCAUCUGGAUAUCCAUCCAUGGCCAGUAUACAGUGUUUAGUGGACUGUGUAUGGCACCUUCAUGCCGGUGCAAAUACAAUGGCUGAUUUAUUACUUUAUCUGGUUUCUUGUGAAUUGUUCACUGUGUGUACUUUGUCAGUUAGGGUCACACUCGACACCUGUUGUCUGAGUACAAUUUAAUUGUCAAAAAUAGAUAAACAGAAGCAAAAGCACGUCCUAGAAAAAAGGUUUAAAAAUGCAUUUUAAAAAACUAUGAAUUUAAACUUGUUACAUUUUUGGCCACAUUAGUUUGCUCUAUUCAUAUAUAAUAAGAUAUACAUGUGAUAUAGAAGCAGCCUUAUUUUUAUGUCAGACAUUUUCUGACACACUGCUUUUGCAGUGUUGCUUGUAUUUCAUCAUACUAACCAGAUUUGGGGUAGAAAAAAACGAAAAAGAAGGCAUGGAGCAACAGAAAACAAGUCGCAAGGCUAAAACGGGUUGAAAAUCUUCUCCUGAGCUGUGAGCAAUCAUGACGUGAUGUUUCAGCCACCCUUCCCGGACCACGAGGGCAUAAAAAUAAAUCUUAUGUAGAAAAUGGAAUAUUGAUUAUGCAGCGCCGCAGUCGCCGCUGUGCUUUUAGUUCUCAAUUAUCAGUCGCAAAUCAAACUGACUUGCAAGGAUUCCAGCACACAGACUUGUUGAGCCUGCGGGAGACACCGUACGCUGAUAUUUCUAAAUUGCUCCGCUCGUGGUUGCAGUUUUAGCCGGAGCAGCAGCCUGUAUAAAGCGUCGCAUGAACCUCAAAACAAAAUCAGAGUUUGUGGGUUUAUUCGAGGCUCCGUGCAGUUUAUGUCAAUACCUUCAGAGUCUUUCUGCUUGCCAGCUUACAUUAGCAACAACAGCCUCCACGUCACAGACAGACGUGUCACAGCAGUUUAUCAUGUGAACUCUUAAAAAGCAAAGAUUUAUCGAGUUUGUCUUAGUACGCGGAGAGGGAGUGAAGGUUUUAGAGUAAAUGCUCCUCUGGGAGCAGUGGCGGAGUGCUGCUGCUGCUCAGAGGGUGAUUUGGCUCGAGGCAACCUGACAGUGAGCUAGACACACACAGACAGACACACACACAGACACACACACACAAGUAACCCAGCAAUAAGCAACAUGCAGUCAUUUACUCUGUUUCUCCUCAACACAGACAUUCACAAAUGCCAGCUCCCCUCCCCACUGCUUUCACGGUGAAAAUCAAUGGUUGCUGAGCCCAACUGGACAGAGUAAUAGUGGAAAAAUAAAGAAAUCAAUGCAGACUUAUUAACUGAGCAGAGCUUCCUUUACCGCUGACACAAAAAUAUGUGAGUGUUUGACUUGUCUGUGUCUGUGAAUGAUGAUAGCUGCUGCUGGUUGUAGACAGGAUGUGCGAGCGCAUAAGCAUAUGAGCGUCUUCCUCUAUGUGUGUGUGCAUCUGCCAGUCAAGAGUGUGUGUCCCUGAACGUUGGUGGCUGGUGCUUGUGUAUGAGUGUUGUAUUGUAGGCGUGCUUUGCAUGUUCAUGAGCGCUCCUGUGUGUGUGUGUGUGCAUUAUGGUGUGCGCCAACAAGACUAUCUCUCAAAGUCAGUGUGUUACUCUUGGGUUAGUGCCACAGUGCACUGCCGGAGCCUUGGCCCUCAGUUUAUUUGUGGACAAAAGGAUGCUCGGAGACAAAUGAUUUAGCACCUGUCAGUCAGAGCUGAAGGACGGGCGGUGAGAAAAGAGAGAGGUCAGAGACUAUGGAAAGGGAAAAUGAUGGCGGCUUUUCAAGGAAACUGCGAUAGAAGCAAGGAGAGAAAGAGGGGAGGAAAAGUUGAAGCUGGAAAAAGAGAAAGAGAUUCAGACCCCAAAAAAAAGAGAGCGAGAGAGAGAAUUUACGAUUUAGCUCUGGGUCAUCACAUAGCUCAAGUGCCUGUGAGCAAUUUUCCCCUGGAAAUGACAGCUUCUAUUUCUGCAGAGUUGUUUGCCUAACAGCAGCUCACAGGAACUGUGGCUGGCCUUCAGGCCCUGCGAGCAGAACCUUCCCUGAUCGCGAGAGUUACCAUAACAACGGAUGAGGCCGACCUGCACCGAUGGCAGCGCGGGGAUGUGAACUUUGAUUCCCGCCUCCAGCACUCUGGCUAGUCUGCUGCACCUCUGACAUAUCAACACCUACCCUUCUUGGCAAAAACAAGAGAAAAUCCUAAGAGCGCUGCGCAGCGAGCUGUCAGUGCUGUGUUUGGUCAGCCAGAAUGUAACUAUUCACCAGUGGAUGAUGAUUUUGUUUGCAGAAACAGAUCACUGUGUCAAGAGCAAAAGAGACAUUUGUAAUUCAGAAAUGCCCAAAUAAACAAGUCCAGAGCAAAAUAAUGUUUGCAGAGAUGUGCGUGGGCGCACGUUAGGGUCCGGAUGCUGCUGGUGAAUGCUGAGCAGGGCUUUGUGUGAUGCCAGGUUUAUUAGAUUUCCUUUGGCAUUUGUUGACUGACAUCUGCCCUGGCAGGUCUCUGCGGCCGCUCUCUCCCUGACGCUCGGCUCGCUCUACAAACCAACAAGCCUUAAUCAUCUUAUGUACACUUUCCCACGUGGUCAAUAAAGAUAUAUUGCUGACCUCGUUUUUUUUUAAUGCCGAACAAAACGCCUCCCUCCACGAAAACGUGGACAGCACAGAGAGAGGCUUAGCUAACAAGCAUCUGAUUGUGCAGAUUACCGCGUGUUCCGCGAGGGAUUACCGAGACAGAAAUGAACAAAUUGACCUCUUACCACCAAAAUCCCACAUCAGCAAAACAAAAGAUAAGAGUCAAGCACAGCGAGUCUCUGCUGAAUCUAGAAAAAGUGGAGUAUACACUGUACUGCAAAACAAGUGUCAGCAGCAUUAUUUAAAGAAGCCUGCCCCCGCCCGUUGUGUUAUUUUUGUCAUUGAGUCCUUUCAGUUUGCAGAACCUGAUGACUCCAUGGGUACCCUUUGUGUGUGGGUCUCACUGGGCCAUCCAGACUCUGUAUACGUGCGGUUUAAAAAAAAACACUGAGCAGCCCUGGAAGCAAGGAGAGAAAUGCACGAGCUGUUUUCUGGCAGUGCGUCGUUUGCAUUGAUGUUGGGCUCAUGUUCUAACAACAAAUAUCAGACUGUGCACCCUGUUCUGAGUGUAUUCUUAGCCGAGGGCAGGCGUCUUCCUCUCCGGUUCCCCUUCUGACACUUUUCAAGUUAAGUCAAAGCUAUUUAGAAGUCAUCUCACUGUGAGAAGUAACAAAGGCUCAAUGACAGACCAAGGCCUAAUUCAGAAUUCAAUUUUUGUGCUUUCUCUUCCCAACAAUAGAAAUACCUAAUUUCUCUGCAUGCUUGUUUGGCGAGCUCCAGAGAGGAAAUGGCAUGCUUUUGUUAAUAAGUGUCUUUUUGGUGAGAGGAGACGAUUGAAAAGCUUAUGUAGGUCACAUGUAUUAAUCAAGCUGGCUACCCUUGCAAAUGCGCUCUAAAUGAAACACACAAUGUUAAAAAAAAAAAAAAAUCCAGUUUUAUUUCAUAUUUGCUUAAUACUGCAGCGUGACCGCACUGAGAAUUACUUCUCAGCCACUGAAACAGCGAUCCCAGUACUUUUACGCUUAGGCAUUUAUUUACUGGUCUGGAUUAUAACGCUGCAUACGGGGUGGACAGGCUUGAUAUCGGUCCAAGAGAAGAGUUCAAACACCCGGCAAAUGAAAUAUUUAUCAGUCACAGUUUAUUUCAGGCACAGGACCCUUUCAUCAUUUAGCUUUAAUGAGAGCUGUGUGCAUUCUGAUGAUUAAUAAACUAAACGAUCUUCAGAUCGUUCCGAGCAAGAUGCAAAUGCUAUCAAUUAUCUGUCCGGGAGACUCUUUAAGUAAACUAGGAUUUUUCACAAGUCAGACAAGCUUAACGGGGUCCGGGGUACGAGCGAAUGUUUUCUAACAAUGUGAAACUUUAGAUUGGAUCAAUGAGACGUCUGCUUCUCUGCUGGAAGAAGCUGCUCCAGGACGAGGCAGGUGGCACAGUAAAGCGCGGUAAAUCAACCUGCUGUCACGGGGACAGAAUGACAGGCUCAGUGUGACAUUUCAGUGCAUAUUAUAUCUCCAGCCCUCCGGUAUCCUCAUGUGAUCUGCUGCAGAUGAACUAUUUUGAACAUUGCCAAGCUGGAUAGCGUUGGCCAGCAUUGAGUUUUCAUGUGAACAACCAAGCAGAACAAUAAAUGCCUUCUGGACCGUAUAGAUGCAAAAAAAAAAAACAGAAAAGAAAAGAAAAGAAAACGGAUGGAAAAAAAGAAGUGCAUGGAUGAGUUGCUCUGCGAUGGGUUUAUAUCAAAGCAAGACGUUGCUGUAAGGUGCAGCGAGCGGCCGAUGCUGAUGGUUUUGAUCAGAUGAUUAGAGCUGGUUACCACUGGAGAGUUGCUUUGAGGAGGUAAAUGUGCUUUCUGAGAUUACAGAGUUCAAAACAGAGACCGUGACUCUUUGCUACACAUUUGUGUGUGUGUGUGAUUGUAAGACAAAGAAAGAGACUGAAAAUGAGGGAGAGUGUGUUUGUGCAUGCAUUAAGCAGACAAGAGAGAGGUCCUUGAGGCAACCUGAACAUCUUUUAUCACAUCUUUAAUUAAUUGAAGCCCAUAAUAGAAGCUGCUGCAGUCCCACAGAAUAGACACAGUUGAAUGGAUAAUAGCCGGGGAUGAAGAGAUAUGCUUGUUUUUGCUUGCUUUUUUGUCAAUCCUCCCUUGCCAUUUCACAGUUAUAUGCUUUAACAGCACAUCUGGAGCUGCUGUCAGUCUCCGCUUUGAGAAUAAAGUGCAUUAACCAAGAAGAGAGAAAUGUUUUCCCCUUUUUUCCCAUCUUCUCUUUUCAGGUUCUGCCUCUGAAGACCUACUGUAAAGCCGUCAUGGGCCUCUUGUGGUUCUCCAGGCUAAUCCUGAUCAUCCUAGUCCUCAUCCCUCAGCCGUCCCUGGGCUGUCCCUCCGGCUGUCGCUGCUACAGCCUCACAGUGGAGUGCGGAUCUCUCGGGGUCAAAGAAAUCCCACAGGGCAUCCCGUCUGUCACCGAGACCAUUUUCCUCCAGGACAACGCGAUAGUGCAGAUCCGUCUUCAGGACCUGACUCGCCUUGGCAGCCUCCAUUAUCUAUACCUGCAGAACAACAGCAUCUCAGCCCUAGAGCCCGGGGCUUUUCUCGGGCAGGGGCAGCUGCUGGAGCUGGCCCUUAAUGGCAACCUCAUCCACCUGGUUACUUCCGAUAUGUUUCGGGGUCUGGAGCACCUAAGGAUCCUGUAUCUCGCCGGCAACCAGAUCACUCGAGUCCAGGACCACACCUUCAGAGGACUACAGCGUCUGCAAGAACUCCACUUGCAAGAAAACAGCAUUGAGCUGCUAGCUGAGCAAGCCUUGUCUGGAUUGUCGUCUCUGGCCUUGCUGGACCUCAGCAGGAAUCAGCUCCGCACCCUGGGAGCCUCAUCACUCAAACCGCUUGUCAGUCUGCAGGUGCUCCGUGUUACAGAGAACCCAUGGCGUUGUGAUUGCGCUCUUGGCUGGCUGAGAACCUGGAUAAGCGAAGACGGACAGCGUCUCUUGAGUUCUGCAGAGCAGCGUCGGCUAAUGUGCUCCGAACCUCCUCGCCUCUCCCACCUCAGCCUGGUGGAGGUACCUCCAAACAGUCUGGUCUGCAUCCCUCCAGUAGUGCAGCUCGAGCCAAGCCACCUGACCGUUCGCCUAGGAGAGAGUCUUCGAGUCUCCUGCCAGGCCUCGGGAUACCCUCAGCCUCAAGUGACUUGGAAAAAAGCCUCCCAUGGUAAACCACAGUUGUCACCUCGAGGUCUGGUUCAAGAGCUGGGACCCAAUGGGGAGCUGUUUAGGCCUGGGGCUGGUGGAGUGGUGACAGCCUUACCUAGCAGUGGAGGGAUCAAGGUGGGAGGUGUUGGAGCAAUCCACGGGCCUGUACGUGGAACUGAGGAAGGUGGCGAGAGGGACAGCUUUGAUCCAGACAUGGGCAGCGGCAUGCUGUUUCUCAGCAAUGUGACCGUAGCACAUGCUGGGCGCUACGAAUGCGAGGCCUGGAACCCUGGUGGUGUGGCUAGGGUUACUUUCCACCUAGCAGUCAACAUGUCUUCUUCCUCCUAUUCAUCUCAGUUUUGGCCUCGUUUGAACACUCACUCCUAUGUUUCAUCUUCGUCCAACUCCUUUUACCAGCCUGAGGUUGUGGAUGUUAGCCAGGAGCCUCUGUAUGAGCAAGACAGCAUGGACUUUAAUGCCCUGGGCCCUGCCACACAGACUGCUAUUGCUGUUGGCAUCUCCUUGCUGGCACUCACUGCUGUUCUCCUCUUGAUUAUGAUCUACACUCGUCACCAGCAGUAUCAGAAAGACGACACUGGCUCCUAUUGCACGAGCAAGGAAGAGAGCAUCCUCUAUGUGAACGACUACUCUGAUGGACCCACCACCUUUGCGCAGCUGGAGGAGUACCGCGAUGACCAUGGCCACGAGAUGUACGUACUCAACCGAGCCAAGCCGGUCCUGGGUUCCACUUCGUCUGCUUGUCCCAUGAUGAGUGGGUUUGUCCAACAGAAGGGCAUGAAGGAGGCUCUCCUCGAUCACGAAAUUGUUCAGACUCUGACACGAUCGGGGGGAUUGGGGCUUCGCAGAAACCCAGCGGAUGGGGGAGAGGGGCCCCUAACAACAGACCCAGAAGAGCUCUUCCUCAGUCAGAGUCUCCUGUUCGGAUCACAGGUUGCCUAUGAGAUCCAUUGUUAAGGAGUCAUUAUUAUGCUCUGGCAUGAAACAAUAUGUUGAUGGACUUUUAAUUAAAGACAAUAAUGGAAAUCACCUUGGUGCAAUGAUUUGAAGCAUCAGAUUAUUAUCUGGCCUUUUAAAGAGGGGAGAUUGUCAGUUAGUAAUUUCUGGGGGAACCUGGUUCACAAGUGGCCUCUGAGAGAGCUUCUUGAUUGAUUGUAUGACACUCGUGAUGGGUUAAGAAGACUGAUGAUUGAAGGGGAAAUAACACAUGAACCACAGCUUUCUGUCUCAAAAUCAACCCUUUAAGGAUAACUCUAAGUGGCUAACCUCGUCAGAAAUGUUUAGUUACACUGAAAAGAGGCUGAAACGGUGCAGCACACAGUGUCUGCUUUAUUCUAAUUUCGUUCGUUACGCUUUACUUUUCGUGUUUCGUCUAUGUUUUGUGUAAUAUAUUACAAAGUUAAUUCUCAGAGUGAAGUACAGUUGUUUUGUGAAUCCCGCUACACAUCCCAUUAGAAUUAGGCCUAAAGCAAUCCUCUUACUGAAACUACAUUAACAUUACCCAUAUGUGCGAGUGGGUGUGGGUAGGUGGAUUUGUUUAUAGAGGUUCAUUCUGAAUGCAGAAUCUAGUCUUUUUUUAUGUUUGUAUCAUAGCAUUGUUUUUCUUGAUGUUAACAUGUUGUGUUGUUUUAUACCUGCUGACUGCAACACUAGAACAAGAUAUUAGCAUUUCUAAUGUGUGAAGUCGACUCUCUGAAAGAACUCAAGCUUCAUUAACGUCAGUCUGUAAUUACCAUUAUGAUGUUAAUAAUGUACAUUUUGUCUUUGGUUUCUACAUAAUAAAAUGUAUUUUAAAAGA